This is a messenger RNA of Aspergillus niger, 1011 nucleotides long. RefSeq lists its product as uncharacterized. The record is from RefSeq and is a predicted model, not a curated record. Gene Ontology annotation, molecular function: catalytic activity. The transcript is spliced from 7 exons. The coding region runs from base 1 to 1011 and encodes 336 amino acids. NCBI's taxonomy places the organism in Eukaryota, Fungi, Ascomycota, Eurotiomycetes, Eurotiales, Aspergillaceae.
AUGACCGUGGACAAGAUCGAUGUAACCGGUGACCCGAGGGUCGAGCGCCGCUCGGCAAACGUCAAUGGCAAGACAUACGGCUACCUCUACAGCGAGCCCGAAUCGGGGGUUUAUCGGGCGACAAUCUUCCUCCUCCAUGGCUUCCCCGACCUAUCCAUGGGAUGGCGCUACCAAAUCCCCAUGUUGAUUUCCAUGGGUCUGCGAGUUGUCGCGCCAGACUGUCUAGGAUAUGGCCGAACAGACGCACCCGAAGAAAUAGAACUAUAUUCGCACAAAAGCUGCGCCAACGACAUCAAAGAACUCGCAACCCAACUACAAGCACCCGAAAUCAUCCUCGGCGGACAUGACUGGGGCGCCGCCCUCGCCUAUCGCGUCGCGCUCUGGCACCCGGAGCUCGUAACGCACAUCUUCACAGUCUGCGUGCCGUAUGCAGCGCCGACACGAAAAUACCUCGCGCUAGAAGACAUGGUAGAGAACAUCGCGCCACAUUUCGCGUACCAGCUGCAAUUCCGGAGCGGAAAUCUCGAAGACGUCAUCUUCAGCAAGGAAGAUAUCGAGAAGUUCUUGUCGGCGCUGUAUGGCGGUCGGACGGAUGAUAGGGAUGUGGCGUUUGAUGCCGAGUAUGGGGUUUUGUUGGAUCGAAUGGAGCUUGUUAGGCCGUCGCCUUUGUUGAGUGAGGUGGAACUGGAAUACUACGCGACUGAAUUCUCGAGGAAUGGGCUUCGGGGGCCGUUAAACUGGUACCGCACACGGGAGAUCAAUUACGAAGAAGAACUUGCCAUUUUGAACGCACGCAUCACAGCCCCGUUACUAUUUAUCCAAGCGCUGAAGGACUCCGCGUUGCCACCGCACCUAGGAAAAGGAAUGACGAGGACCGUCCCGCAUUUGACGUAUAAACAGGUGAAUACGUCGCAUUGGGCGCUGUGGCAGGAACCGGAGGAGGUGAAUGAGAUCAUUGCGUGGUGGCUGAAGGAGGUGGUGUUUAAGAGUUUGAGGAUGUCGAGGUUGUGA